This is a messenger RNA of Pocillopora meandrina, 1708 nucleotides long. Lineage: Eukaryota; Metazoa; Cnidaria; Anthozoa; Scleractinia; Pocilloporidae. The record is from the annotation of a GenBank genome assembly.
CAAGCAGCUGAACAAAGCUAUUUUCUUAAAGAGGAGUUCCAUUAUCUGGACGUUACUCAGAUCAGAAAGUUCACGAUACUCGACAUGUUUCAUUGCGCCCUGGCAUGUCUCCGAAAUAAUUUAUGCCUCUCAUUAAACAUGGCCUCUUCUCGUGGGACAGAAGGAAAGCUUUGGUGCGAAUUACUUUCCUCCGAUAAGAACAGAAACGCUGAGAACUACCACAAAAACACGAGUUCGCAUAAUUUUUCCAUUCAGCGGGUAAGAACACUUUAACCAUUGUGUUAAAACUCUAACACAAGGCAUUUGCAAGAGAAAGUAUUUAAACGUACUUGUUCUCGAUGAGGUAUGCUUAUUCACAGCUAUCGCAACUACUGUUCAAGUAUUCACUGCGUGGUCUUAACAGUCAUUUCCUCUCUUUCAGUCUCCAUGUUCUUCAUCGCCGUGUCAAAAUGGAGGAACCUGCAUCCCGAAUUUUAACUCCAACACUUUUGAUUGUCUUUGUAAAGAAAGUUUCUUGGGAGAAUUUUGCGAGAAAGGUAAUUCAUUAAUAUUUUUAUCUUACUGUCUCUCUCUUCCAUACUUUUCUUAACAGUAGAAUACAAAUGGUUCUGACAUCACACUCUAUCUUUCAGCAGUAAAAUCAUGCAAGGAAGAGUACGAAGCAAACAAGUAAGAGGUUUUCACAGCUUGCUCAUUUGAACCGAUCUUUUCUAAAAUCCUAUCUUCUGUGACCAUGGAGACGCAGAGGUGGCCAGCUGGUUAAAACCACAUUGGAACUUAAGAACGGAGCUCGGCGACGUAUCAGUCAGGAAGUUUAAAAAGUACAAAUGAUAAAGAUUGGCAUCAUAAGAGAGUCAAUUACUUAUGUAUCUACUCCUCUUGUAUAUUAACAGACCAAACGUGAGUAAACUGGUUUCUCUUCAUCUGGGCUCACAGCCAACGACAGUUCUUUGUCACAUGGGAGAUUUUGGAUGCGGAGAUGGAGGAUGGACGCCAGUCAUGAAGAUUAACGGCAAUAAGGUACCAUGUGGAAUCGAUCCUCUAUCGAUUAAUUAUCAUGAUCUUUCACUAAGAGGUAUUCAUCGACGACGCAAACGAUUGGGUCGUACGAUUUUUGGGAGAUGAGUUGUCACUAACGGGGUAUAAGGGGGUGGGAACUAUAUAAAUCUGACUGCCAAUAAGAGGGGAUCAUUAUAUACAAAAGAGCCCAAGAGAGGGGGGGUAAAAUAUAUGAUUGUGACACGAAAAAAAUCCUCCACGAUUCGACUCACAAGAGACCAAGUUACCUACUUACUGGAACAUAUCCUUCUCCAAGAUCUGUCUCAGCAUGAAGAUCGGCGAACAGAUCAGGUUCAUUGUAAUCAACAUGAUGGCCAGCUCUCUUUGUUCAUUGAUCGCUGACGGGGAAAACCGAAGCACUUCAUUGGGUCGUGCCACGUGGAAGAAGCUUAUUGGCUCAGAGGCCUCGUUGCAGGUUUACCGUAACACGGAAGGGUUCAAUAUUAUGUGUGGUGGGUCUGGUAACUCCAAAGCAAGAAUCGGCACCGCUACUAACAACCAGGAUGACUGCCUCUCUUGCGACUCCAGGAUUGGAUUUGGUACAGGAGGACGAUAUGAUCCCUAUAACACCUGUGGAAAUGAGGCUACUCGUGAACCGGAUAAUGGAGAUAAACACAUUAAAGCCAUGGGUUACAUUUUGGUUUAUUGA